Messenger RNA from Marmota monax (woodchuck), 1863 nucleotides. Its product is annotated as olfactory receptor 7E178-like. Gene Ontology annotation, biological process: G protein-coupled receptor signaling pathway. Gene Ontology annotation, molecular function: G protein-coupled receptor activity; olfactory receptor activity. The record is from RefSeq and is a predicted model, not a curated record. Gene Ontology annotation, cellular component: membrane. The transcript is spliced from 2 exons. Lineage: Eukaryota; Metazoa; Chordata; Mammalia; Rodentia; Sciuridae. The coding region runs from base 1 to 972 and encodes 323 amino acids.
AUGACACAGCAGACACAGAGUGUAACCAAGUGUCCAAACAAUAAAGGACCACAAAAUGUAACACAUCUCUCAGAAUUCCAUCUCCUAGGACUCUCGGAAGAUCCACAACUUCAACCCAUUCUCUUUGGACUAUUCCUGUUCAUGUACCUGGUCACAGUGCUUGGGAACCUGCUCAUAAUCCUGGCUGUCAGCUCUGACUCCCACCUCCACACCCCCAUGUACUUCUUCCUUGCCAACCUAUCUUUGACAGACAUCUGUUUCAUCUCCACUAUGGUUCCAAAGAUGAUUGUGAACAUCCAGACUCACAGCAGAGUCAUCUCCUACAUGGGCUGCCUGACACAGAUGUCUCUUUUUAUCAUUUUUGGAUGUAUGGAUGAUAUGCUUCUGACUGUGAUGGCCUAUGACCGGUUUGUGGCCAUCUGUCACCCUCUGCAUUACUCAGUCAUCUUGAACCCUCAUCGCUGUGUCUCCUUAGUGUUGAUGUCUUUCUUAGUUAGCCUUUUGGACUCACUGUUGCACAAUUUGAUUGUUUUACAACUUCCUUACUUCAAGGAUAUGGAAAUUGCUAACUUCUUCUGUGACCCUUCUCAACUUCUUAAUCUUUCAUGUUCUGAUACUUUUAUCAAUAAUGUAGUAAUGUGUUUUGUUGUCACCAUCUCUGGUUUCUUUCCCAUCUCAGGAAUCUUUUACUCUUACUAUAAAAUUAUUUCCUCCAUUAUGAGAAUCCCAUCCUCAGGUGGGAAGUACAAAGCCUUCUCCACCUGUGGGUCUCACCUCUCAGUAGUUUGCUUGUUUUAUGGAACAGGCUUUGGAGUGUAUGUUGGAUCAGCUGUAUCAAAUUCUCCCAGAAAGGGUGCAGUGGCCUCAGUGAUGUACACAGUGGUUACUCCUAUGCUGAAUCCCUUCAUCUACAGCCUGAGGAACAGGGACAUUAGAAGAACCCUGAGGAAGCUCCACAGCAGCACAGUCUAAUCUAAGGACCUGUGGUUUCCAUUUGGAAUAUAGUUUGGAAAUACAGCACAAGUAAACAUGUAGACACGUGAAUCAUGUCUCCUGGGUCACAUUAGUUUUGUACUUUGUAUGCUUUAAUUAUCAUCAUGUUUCAUAGUACGGAGGCAGUAAUAUUUUGGAGAAGGAAGAAUGGGAUUAUUUUAAAAUGGAUACAAAAUUUUAGUUUUGGAGGAUGAAAAAUUACUGGGGAUGGACAUCACUGAAGACUGAACAUUAAUUUAAAUAUAAUGUCUGAAUUUUGCACCCUUUACUUAGUCUUCUUAGUUGUAGUAUUAUUUUUGGUCAGCCUUUUGGACUCCUGGCUGCAAAAAUGGUUUGCUGUACAAUUUAUUAUUUUAAGUAAGUGGGAAAUUCCAACUUCUUCCGCCAUCCUUCUCCAUUUAUUAAUAUUGCCUGUUCUGACACUUUCACUAAUAGCAUAGUCGUUUAUUUUCUUGGUGAAAUAUCUUGCAAUUAUUGCAAGAUCCCAUCUCAAGGAUCCUUUUUCUCUUAUUAUAAAAUUCUCCAUUCCAUUGUUCAGAGAACUCCAUCAUCAGGUGAGAAGUAUAAAGCCUUCUCCACCUUUGGGUCUCACUUGGCAUUUUUUCUUACUUUAUGAGAUAAUCUUGGGGUGUACAUUGGUUCAGUUGUAUCACAUUCUCCCAGAAGCAGUGCGGAAGCUUCAGUGAUGCACGCUGUGAUCACUCUUAUGCCAAAUUCCUUCAUCUACAACCUGAGGAACAGGGACAUGAGGAGGCUCCACAGCAGAACAGUCGAACCUCAGGUCCUGUGGCAUCCAUUAGGAAUCUAGUUUGGAAAAGGCAGCCAAACUAAGGUCAUAGAACUGUCGUCCCAGCAUGUUAAUUUGCAGUU